Coregonus sp. 'balchen' is the source of this 5302-nucleotide messenger RNA. NCBI's taxonomy places the organism in Eukaryota, Metazoa, Chordata, Actinopteri, Salmoniformes, Salmonidae. The record is from the annotation of a GenBank genome assembly.
AUGCCCUCAUUCCAGGUUAGUUUACUGUUAAUCAACCUGGUUAGACUGAUGCCCUUUGGAGUGCCAUGUUGGAGUACCAUACUCUGUAUGGAUAAGCUUAUUGGGUGGGUGAAGGGUGAGGUUGUCAAUGGGAUUUGAUCAUGUCAGUCUGAAUCAGGCUUUGUGAAGGGACAAGAGGCAGCUGCAGAUGGUACAUUUGGCAUGUCUUUACUGGUUGCACAUGCACACACCAUUUGCAGCAUGUGUGUACACAAUCCACUAUGGCUGUUAUGGUCAGCAUAUAGGCCUAAAAUUGGAACACCCUGGCAUCGACCCUCAUACUCAAAUGGACAGGCACACACACACCCACAUAGUGCUGUAUACCAGAUGCACACCACGGCACACACACACAUUUUCAGACCUGUUACACUGGACGCAUUGCUGAGUGUGAGUCGAGAGUGAUAUGCUCCCCGUGAAACACAGACAUAUUGUGAAAUGUUAUAGUUAUUUUGCUCACUGCCAUUUGCUCAUGCAAAAUGUCACCCAAAGUGUAAUUUUACUGUAAGUGUCCUAUAUAAUGAUUUCAUAACACAUUCAAGAGUAUAACAAUUGUGCAUUCUUAGAAUUCCUGGUCCAGUUUUAAAUGACGUUCAGCUUAUAAAGGCUUCAUAAUGCCUUCAUAAAGCACUACAUAAAUGUGUUACAAAACAUCUAUAACCGUAUGUCAUGCUAUAUAAAGGGUUCAUAAAUGUGGCAUAACUGUGUGACAUAAUCACCAAUGUCAAAUGUGACAUAACCCACUAUGUCAAAUAUCAUAUACAUGUGCUUUAUAAAGGGUGACAUGUUGUGCUGAAGGAUGGCAUAUGCUCUAAAGUGAUGUCAUGUUAGUCACAUUACACCCAAUCUAAUUCCCAGACAAUUCUGCCCAAAUGUGCGGAAGGUCUGGUGGACCAACGCAUAAAACUUGGCCUUCAUUAGUUAGGGUUAGGUUUAAAAUAACAUUUUAACAAGAUCAAUUGUGGAAAUGGGCAGGAUUUAGCAAUAAAUAUGACUUUUUGACUGUGUUAAGUAGUGACGAUGACAAAUACUUUAAUCAGUGAGGUCACUCCUAUAGAAUUCUAUGGUCACUCCCACUUAGGCCAAUUUUGAAUGGUUGACAUCCCAGGCUUAUAUGUGAUGUGUGUGCAAUAGCCUGGGGACAACAAUUCACCAAAGAAAUUGAAAGUGGCUUUCUUCCGGAACCAAGUUACAUGUUUUUCAGUACACAAACACGCACACAACAAAAACAAGCCAAAUUGCGUGGUGCUGGGCCCAGUCAGGUCUUUGACACGUUCACCCACUCCCCCGCUGAAAGAUCAGCCACAAAAUGUUGGCACCAUUGUAACAGGUUGUAAUCAAGCCCUGGUCUCCAGCAUGGGAACAGAAGAGGAAUACCUGGUGCGGUAGUCUCAGGUUGGACUACUCCAAAUCAUCUUGGUUCUGACACACACACACACAAACGCAAGAUUUGCAGGUCCAUCAACCCAUUGAAAUAGCUCUCACACCCUACAGUAACCUGUGGAUCAUGAGAGAACCUUCAUAAAUCAGCAGAAUGUUAAUAACCUAUUUAUUGACACUUUAAGUAGCGUCCUGUAAUCCUUAGUUUGAAGUGAGACACCUUCAGUCAUUAUAAACAUAUCCUUAACUCUAUAUCGCAUGGCGCUGUACUUAAUUUAAAGUCAGACAGGUCAUUUAUAACACAUACAUAAAUACCUUGUAUCAUAUGACGCUGUACUUACUAUGAAGUCAGACACCUUUGGUCAUUCAUAACACAUACAUAAAUGCCUUAUAUCAUAUGAUGCUGUACUUACAAUAAAGUCAGACCCAUUUGGUCAUUCAUAACACAUACGUAAAGGCUUAAUGAUUUAAACACAAAUAUAUUAACACUAAGGGCAUUAUCACUAACAGCUAAAACAAAUAAACAUUAAAGACAUGUUUAAACCAUACAAAAAGUCCAGCAAUGCAAUUACAUUGAACAUUACACAGGGCUGUGAAUAGUGUAGCUUGUACCUGAGCUGGCGGACGAAUGGUUGUUGCCUCUCUGCCACCUGGAGGUACUGCAUGUUCCAACCUUCAAAGUAACAACAAAGAAAGUUAGCAGGUCUGUUAGGAAAUGCCUUUGUCACACCAUCUGGAUAAGGGCAUUUCUGUGCUGCACCAGAAACAUUAAAUGUGAAGAUAGGAAACUCCAUUCAAUUCGCAUUAUUAUAGUCUUCUUUCGUUUACAAAUCUCAUGACGUGACUAUGCGACGUGGCUGUAUCUAGGGGGGUUUGUAUUUAGCCGAGCCUGCUAGCUAGCUAAAUUUCGGGUAGCUAGCAAUUGCUGUGAAGUCACUGAAAUUAUUUGAAAUAAUGAUUGAGUUAGCUACAGUGUGUAAUCUAACUCAACACUUAACUACUACAAACUAAUUUAAAUUACAAUAAAUAAAGGUUAACUUGUUUUUCACUGUCCAGUGGCAGCACAAGUGGGCAUUUGAUUUGCGAAUUCAUCACAUGAUCAGCGUCUUGUCAACAACACUAAAGAAGUACUUCCGGAUCACGGAAUUUGCCCCAAGUGCCCCACAUAAUAGUAGAGAAGUGUCAAUAAACAUUCAUGAUAUAUGAAAAAUAAUAGUCUAAACAUUAACAAUUAUUCAUAUUUGUUCAUAUUGAAGUGACAUUUGCAUUACAUUUGGGUUUUAAAACAUGUUCCAAGGUCAAAUAAAUGCCCCCAAUGCUAAUCACAGUAUAUGGAAGACAUAUUGGCUUAGAGCAAGAACUACUCUGGGUGCCACAGUAGAAGUAUUGAAGGGAAUACUCAGUAGGGUCUGUAGAAUGUAUAUAUGGUGUCAUUUCAUGGGGCUUUGAAUAAUACGGAGUGAUGCUGGCCUUUUACUCCACCCAUUCCAUUGGCGGCCAAAUAACAUCACGUGCGCUUACUGCAGUACAGAAUUCCGCUAACCAAACAACAGUCCAGGGCAUGCUCACUGAUUUAAAGGGCAACUACUUCACAUUUUUACCAGACCUCAAAAGUCAUCCCCUUUUGUGUUUUAAGCAUUAUUGUGAACACAAAAAAUCUAAAUGUUGUUGUUGUUCUAUUAAAAAAGUGUGAAAAACUGCGGUAAACCAGAAAAUUGGGGAAAUCCGAAAACUGGAAAAACAAAAUAAAGAAAACGAAAUUUUGGGGAAAAAAGGUGGCAAAAAAUAAAAAUGAUUUUAAAAUGCCUUACCAGCGUUUUUUUCUGUGCAUGACUGCACUUUAGAGUGUGUGUCAUCCUGCAGCACUGCAUUUUGUGGGUAGUUGAGGUCAGGUCCAAUACUGACUAUAGGAAAAGAGAUAGGAAAAGAGAUUGUGCCAUCUUGGAAAUGUUUUAGUGAAAUAUAAUAUAAUAUAUAACAUUUUGCAGAUGCUUUUAUCCAAAGCGACUUACAGUCAUGCGUGAAUACAUUUUUACGUAUGGGUGGUCCCGGGAAUCGAACCCAAUAUCCUGGCGAUGCAGUGCUCUACCAAGAUGACAGGGUUAUAAAUGCUUUGUGAAGCCUCAAUUUAAUAUGAUUUAUGAGGCCUUUAUUAAGCAGUGCUUCUGCCACCCUUUUUUAAAGCACAGGUUUAUGUCAUAUUUGACAUUGAUGGUUAUGUCACACAGUUCUGUCACAUUUAUGAACCCUUUAUAAAGCAUGACAUAGAGUUAUAGAUUAUUUAUAACACAUGCAUGUAGUGUUUAUGAAGGCUUUAUAAAGGUUUUAUGAAGCCUUUACAAGCUGCACGUCAUUUAAAGCGGGACCGAAUUCCUUAGAAAGCUGUUGUAAACUUGGAGCUCUCAAUAUUAAGCAGUCUGACACUCAAUUACUCAAUCCACACACACUGGCCUGACAAGUGACACCCACACACAAACAAAAGCCUCAUUGGGUUCAGGGGCAGGUAGAUAUAAAUAGUGCUCCUCUUGACUGCUCAGUCACAGGAGCACGCAGCAAGCCACGCUCUCUUGUGACCAAGCCCACUGAUCCUUCCAGAGGGCUCGAGAAGUCACCCUUGUGUCUGUCUCCAGAGCUGAGAUUUACGCUCCCUAACCCCUACACGGAACAAGGCACAUGCUUCCCAGGGCAUGAGGACAUUGGGGGGGGGGGGGGGGGGGAGGGAUAGAUACCAUGCUCCCUCCAACCAACUCCCCCAACAACAAUGCCUUGGCAUCAGAUACAGGGGUAUAAAAGCUUGGGUAAUAAUACUUGUGCUGGUGAGUUGCAGUUAUCCUUUUCUGGGGAAGAGGGCUAGGAGAUACAGAAGGAGGGAGGACAGACAGUCAUACAUACAGGAGUUUGUCAUGAAGGGCCAUACGCAAGUAAAUCCUUUGUAAAUCAGUUGUUCCUCAAAAGAAAAGUCCACCAUUGGUUUGAUUAAAGCAACAAUUAUUUUACUUCUGUUUUCUGCUUCUCUAACCUUCUCUUGUCUUUUCACUUUAUAUGUCCUAUCUCUUUGCUGCUUUCCACUCUUUCACAGGAAACACUUGUGAAACAUCAACAGCACCUACAGAGGCAAAGGGAUGUUGUCGCAUACAGGAUGAAGAAGCUGGCAGCAAAGCAGGUUGACGUUACAGUAAGUCAAUGAUUGUCUGCUGAAGUCUCUCGUCAGAUGCCUGAAGAACACUUGUUAGCAUCCUAUUCUAUUUCAUUAAGAUUCACAGCUGGGGUGAGUUCAAUUGCAAUUCAUUCCAAUAAUGUUUAUGGAACAUUAUGUCUGAGGGAUAGGGAGAUUUGGGAGAUGGUGAAACAAACCUGAAAUGGGUUGAAAUGCAGCAAUGGUUUUAAAGGCUUUACAAAUAAUUCAUAGUCACUUGUCACUGUAAAUCUGUAUCUUUAAAAUGGUAUCUCCAUUGCAUUGCUGCCAAAUGUAGUCUAAUUAGGAUUAUUUUUUCAAACUGCUAAUUCUGAUCAUUUCACGUGACCCCUCCCCCACUUCAGAAGAAGACCAACGCACUGAAGGAGAAGAUUAAGAAGAAGUAUGAGGACAUGAAGAAGGUUCUGGAUGAGGACCUGCGGAUCACGCUGACCCAGCUGGACAUGGAGUAUCAAGCCACAGAGUGCACCAUUGAGGACAGAAUGGAGCGCUGCUACCACCUCAGUCAGGAACUUGACCAGGAGAUAGCCCAGCUCAGCACCCAAAUGGAGAAAGAGCAGACAUACGACAAGGUGAAGGCCGUCUGAACAUAACAUAGGGACAUUCUAAUUUGACAUACGUGCCUGUAACUUUCACAUAAAGAGUGCGACAGCAAGUUAAACACACUUACUUCAUGUUUGGAUUUGGCCC